AAGGUGAGCUACGUCGAAGAUGGUGUAGUCAAAGAUGUUCCACCAGCUGGCGUAAUUCCGCUUCGGGCGCUCGAUCACGACAAAGAGUGUUACUUCUCUGAUGCAUCGCAAAAAGAUCGUCUUGCUGUGAAAGUAUUGAAGGCCCCGGAUUCGAAACAUGCUUCAGCAUGGCAAAAAGCCGAAUUCGAACUUGAACAUCUUGAUGACGAAGGCAAUUCUACUGGAGAAAAGCUCAAGUAUGUUUUACAUUAA
Molecule: messenger RNA, 252 nt
Organism: Strongylus vulgaris
Lineage: Eukaryota; Metazoa; Nematoda; Chromadorea; Rhabditida; Strongylidae
Source: the annotation of a GenBank genome assembly